AUGUCCGCCAACAACAUCCCCAAUGGCAACUCUACGGUGUCAACGCAGAAAGCUUCCAAUAAGCUAAACAAUCCCUCCUCAAGUUCCCCCAUCCACGAUGCCUCGACUCUUUCCGACGUCCGCGCUGGGCUAGCUGCCCUACAUCGGACUUAUCCCGAGUUAGGCCGGCUCGAUCUACUUCGUGCGAAUCUCGGCUCCCAGGUCAUCGCGACAAGAUCCAUAAGCAAUGGGAUGCUCUCAUCGGCUGCCGACACUGCAGGACGACUUUCCAGUCGGGUUAAGGAGCUCGACCUAGAGAAAGACAGAGUGCAGCAAACACUGAAAGUUGUUGAACAGGUCGCGGAACUCAAAGCAUGCGUCCAUGGAGUAGUGGGCAGUAUGGGCGCCCCCCAAGACUGGGAAGCGGCAGCAGGCUAUAUCUCCCGCGCAAGCAAAGUACCAGAGCCUAUUAUACGUGGUGGCUUUGCGGCUUCCAUGGUACCGAGUGUCGAGGUGCCAGAUGCGCCCUGGGGUGUUGCCGGCACAGCUAGGGCAACUCUCAAAGCGACACCUGGCGACGCGGGGAAAAGAGAUGGUUUCUUUUACGCCAACGCGCUUACGAAGCUCUUUGAGCAUAUUGCCCAGAUUGUUGAAAGUCAUGGUGGACUCGUAGAGAGACACUACGGCGAAGGCAAGAUGGUUAAAGUCAUAGAGAGACUCCAGAUGGAGGCUGACGUUCAAGGUGGUAUUAUUUUGGAUUCGUGGGGCGAUGAAAGAAGCGUUGAUAGAAAACUUACCGACGCAAAAAGUUAUCCAUUUUCCUUCUUAGUACAAAGUUUCCUACCUCCGCAAAGGACGCUUACGGGUACUCCGCGUGUAAACUCUCCAGCGAUAGGCGGCGGUACCAACUCGCGAAAUAGUGAGGAUGAAGGCGUAGACAUGAAAGAAGUAGAUGCUCUACUUAGCGAGAUCUCCAUCAUGCUUGGCCGAUGGUCGUUAUACUCAAAGUUCCUUGCUAGCAAAUGCAGAAAUCCCGAUACUCCUGAAGAUGCACCUCUAUCAAUACCUGAGGUUGUCACAAAAUCCAAUCUCGGUCGAAAGAUCUCAUCUGCCUAA
Daldinia childiae is the source of this 1095-nucleotide messenger RNA. RefSeq names its product Conserved oligomeric Golgi complex subunit 4. The transcript is spliced from 4 exons. The record is from RefSeq and is a predicted model, not a curated record. Bases 1 to 1095 code for a protein of 364 amino acids. Lineage: Eukaryota; Fungi; Ascomycota; Sordariomycetes; Xylariales; Hypoxylaceae.